AUGUCGAAACUCAAGGUCGCCGUAUCCCAGUCGCACACCCGGCAGUCGCUGGCCGACACUCUGACUGCCCUCGAGCAAACGGCUCGAAAUGCCGCUGCCCGAGGUGUGAACAUCCUCCUCUUCCCCGAGGCCUAUCUCGGCGGCUACCCCCGCACCGCGACCUUUGGCACAAAAUUCGGAUUCCGCGAGGCGGCCGGACGAGAGCAAUUCCUGCAGUACUUCAACGGCGCAGUUGAUCUCGGCGAUACGCCUGCCGGUGCGGGCGAUGACUGGGUCGAGAAGAAACUGCCCGUCGCAAAGGGGAAGCAGUACCGUGGGGACGGGACGCGUGAGACGCUCGAGAGGAUCGCGAAUGAGACGGGGAUCUUGAUUGUUGUUGGAGUCAUUGAGCGCGCGGGGGGCAGUUUGUAUUGCUCGGCGUUGUAUGUCGAUCCCAAGCGCGGGGUGUUGGGGAAGCGGAGGAAGGUCAUGCCGACCGGCUCUGAACGUCUCGUCUGGGCUCAAGGCUCCCCUUCAACCCUCAAGGCCGUCACCACCGAGAUCAAUGGUGUCCAGCUGACUCUUGCCGCUGCCAUCUGCUGGGAGAACUACAUGCCCCUCCUCCGACAAAGCCUGUACUCGCAAAACGUCAACCUCUACUUGGCUCCAACAGUCGACUGCCGCGAGACGUGGCUCCCCCUUAUGCGCACGAUCGCUCUCGAAGGCAGAGCCGUUGUGCUAUCUGCCUGCCAAGCUGGCCGAUACAAAGAACUGCCGGACUGGGUUACGCAGUCGGAGACUGACAAGACUGACAACGAUCCUGAGGCUUGGGCUUGCGGUGGAGGUUCCUGCAUUGUUGGACCGCUUGGUGAAGUCCUCGCGGCACCGACUUGGAAUGUCAAUGAUGAUAGCGAUCCGGAGGCGAGUUUGCAGGUUGUCGAGGUUGACUUUGAGGAUUGUCUUCGUGGACGACUGGAUCUUGACCUUGCCGGCAGCUAUUCGCGCAAUGAUGCGUUUACACUGACUGUUGAAGGGUUGGAUUUGAACCCACCGCCACUCUAG
Molecule: messenger RNA, 1041 nt
Organism: Aspergillus calidoustus
Lineage: Eukaryota; Fungi; Ascomycota; Eurotiomycetes; Eurotiales; Aspergillaceae
Source: the annotation of a GenBank genome assembly